AACCCACUCCCAAUGCUUUGAAUUAAAUCCCAAUCUUGGCCACCUCUAUUGCAUGCUCUCUCUCUCUCUCUGUUUUCUCUCACAACAAAAGCAAAGGAAAAGAAUUUGUUCAAUUUUCAUGGCGGUUGAAGCACGGCGGAUGAAUCUUCUACCUUCUCCCUUCACCACCAGCAGAGAUUUUACGAAACCCAAUGAAGGAGAGGCCGAGAGUGGGGUGACCUGCAAUUUCCCGGCCAGGAAACGACCCAGGCGCCCGGUUUACGAUGAACCCGCCGCCGCUCGCCCGGUUUCCGGUUUCUUCGAUGAACAAAUCCUCCACCACCACUACUCCGAGAUGGACCGCUUCAUCGCCAUCCACACGGAAAAAGUGAGGAUGGAAAUGGAGGAGAGGAAGAGGAGGCAAUGUUGGAUGCUGGUAUCGGCAAUAGAAGAGAGAGUGGUGAGGAAGGUGAAGGAGAAAGAGGAGGAGAUAGCGAGGAUGGGGAAAUUGAACUGGGUUUUGGAAGAGAGGGUGAAGCAGUUGUGUCGGGAGAAUCAGCUAUGGCGGGACCUGGCCGAGACCAACCAGGCCGCCGUCAACUCCCUUCGGACCAAUCUCGACCACCUUCUCCACAUCGCCGCCGCCGGCCGAGACCGAGACCAAGAACAAGACGACGCCCAGUCCAGCUGCGCCACGUCGCCCACCGACGACCGCCGCUCUUGCCGGAAAUGUGCCGCCGGGGACUCCACGGUGUUGGUGUUGCCAUGUAGGCAUCUUUGCUUGUGUACAAUGUGUGGGUCCACUCUUCAUACUUGCCCUCUCUGUAAUUCUGCCAUCAAUGCCACCAUACAUGUUAAUUUCUCUUAAUUCAAAAUUUUUUUUGUUCUUUCUUGGCUCAAAA
Momordica charantia (bitter melon) is the source of this 881-nucleotide messenger RNA. It is a transcript of the gene BRG1, whose product is annotated as SBP (S-ribonuclease binding protein) family protein. Gene Ontology annotation, molecular function: ubiquitin-protein transferase activity. Lineage: Eukaryota; Viridiplantae; Streptophyta; Magnoliopsida; Cucurbitales; Cucurbitaceae. The record is from RefSeq and is a predicted model, not a curated record. Gene Ontology annotation, biological process: regulation of programmed cell death.